Messenger RNA from Zasmidium cellare ATCC 36951, 684 nucleotides. RefSeq lists its product as uncharacterized. The record is from RefSeq and is a predicted model, not a curated record. Lineage: Eukaryota; Fungi; Ascomycota; Dothideomycetes; Mycosphaerellales; Mycosphaerellaceae. The transcript is spliced from 2 exons. The coding region runs from base 1 to 684 and encodes 227 amino acids.
AUGUGGAACACCGGCGCCGGCGUGGCCAAUGGUGGUGGAGCGGGCUCUCUCGCUGGCACCAAGCGCCGCGCAGAUGACUCAAUUGGUGACUCGGAAAGGUUUACCAAGCGAUUCAAUCUACUCAAUCUCGAAGGGAACAAAGGCGGCAUCAACAGCAACUACUACAUCCCCAUCUCCAAACCCCCGACUUCACCGACCGCGCCGAUCACUGCGAGUAGUAGUACCGUAAAUAAUGCGCCAGCCCGCACAGACGAUGAGUUGAUGCAGGUGGACGAUACGCGCGAUCGCGUAUACAUUCACGACCUCGACGAGGAACUCGCAGACAUCGAAUCGGACGAGGAGAAGCUUAUCUUCCUGCCAGACAUCGACAAAAAGCUGAGCAGGAUCUCCCAACAGCUGCUGCAAAGUCGCAGAGAUGAAGAUCACGAGGGUCAAGAGCUGGUGUUGUACAGUGUGCCCAAGUCACUGACGGUAGAUGAGGGCCACGAUUCGGUCAGGAAAGCCAUCAUUGAGAGCAGGCAGCGGGCUCGUGAAAAGGCAGAAGAGGAGGCCAGACAUCAUGAUAUGAACUGCAAGUAUGAUCAGAGUGAUCAUGCAGAAGCCGUAGCAGAGACUGCGCAUGGAUACAGCACCGGUUAUGUGGUGGAGGAGGAUGACGAUCCCGACGUGAUGGACAUGGACUGA